CCCACCAACGGCUGCCAGUACUUGCCAGUCGAGCGGAGUACACUCGUCUGCUAGGACUGGAACGUGACAUCUCGACAUAACGUACAGUUUUCGCGAGUAAUAAGUUGCGGUGUGCUAUAAACAAAAUAAAUGACAUCCAGAUAGUACAUUCCAUAUCAUUGCGCACUGUGAUACAAGAUGGCGGGCAGUGCGAAAGCGAGUGUAGCUCGCAUUUUCCUUUUGCUGACCUUUCUGGGCGCCACACGCUCACAGUCGCUCUCCAACCCCACGUAUAAUCCAGAUGAAGUUUCUACAAACUUAGGCGAAGUCGAGUCCAGGGAAAACGGACCAGAUCUGGAGUUCCGUUAUCACGACCAUGAUCAGAUGACCAGAUAUUUACGAUCUGUGUCUGCGAGGUAUCCGGCCCUGACGGCGCUCUAUUCCGUCGGGAAAUCUGUACAAGGUCGAGAUCUCUGGGUGAUGGUGGUAUCGGCGUCGCCUUACGAGCACAUGAUCGGCAAGCCCGAUGUCAAGUACGUGGGCAACAUUCACGGAAACGAAGCCGUCGGUCGCGAGCUACUUCUGCACCUCAUACAAUAUCUUGUGACGUCAUAUGACACCGAUCCUUACAUAAAAUGGUUGCUGGACAACACAAGGAUCCACUUGAUGCCCUCGAUGAACCCGGACGGUUUCGCCAUCUCUAAGGAAGGACAAUGUGACAACACGUAUGGCAGACACAACGCUCGACGUUACGACUUGAACAGGAACUUCCCUGACUUCUUCAAGGCGAACACGAAGCAGCCACAGCCGGAGACCGAGGCCAUCAAGGAAUGGAUCAGCAAGAUUCAGUUCGUUCUGUCUGGCUCCCUGCACGGCGGUGCUCUCGUCGCGUCCUAUCCCUUCGACAACACGCCCAGUGCCAGUGGCCUGAACGCAGUGUUCCAGAGCUACGCGCACACUCCGUCCAUAGCGCCUGAUGAUGACGUGUUCCGUCACCUCUCACUGGUGUACUCCAACAACCACGCCAAGAUGUCCCGCGGAGUAUCUUGCAAGUCAGGCUCGCCUAGAUUCGAAAAGGGCAUCACUAAUGGGGCAGCUUGGUACCCUCUCACAGGUGGUAUGCAAGACUACAACUACCUGUGGCACGGAUGUAUGGAGAUUACGUUAGAGAUAUCCUGCUGCAAGUACCCCCCGGUGCAUGAACUAGCCAAGUAUUGGCAAGAUAAUAAACAGUCGCUUAUAAAAUACUUGGCUGAAGCUCACCGCGGUGCUCAUGGCUUCGUGAUGGACGAGAACGGCAACCCUGUGGAGCGAGCCAGCGUCAAAGUGAAGGGCCGUGACGUCACAUACCACACCACCAAAUACGGAGAGUUCUGGCGUAUACUGCUUCCCGGGACCUACAGGAUUGACGUAUCAGCAGAGGGUUAUUUGCCCCAAGAAGUUGAGUUCAUUGUCAUAGAUAGCCAUCCAACGCUACUGAAUGUUACUUUACAUUCCGCGAAGCGCAUAGACGGCGGGCCUUACUACCGGCCGGUGGCGUUACCGCCGCGCCCACUCUCUCCGCCCGCCUCGCCUGGCAUCUUCGCAUCGCUCACCAACUCCUUCAACAGUAUUGUCUCUAACAUCUUCGGAUAAACUCAAGCCAUUAAAAGCCUGUGUUCGAUAUACAAACGUUGACUGAUACAACUGUACAAUCGGAAUACUCAUUAAAGCUAAGCGUCCACUUGUCGGUAUCGUACGCAACGGACGUAUUGCACGCAACGGAUCGUAGUAUUAUUUAUAUAGAAACUCAAACAAGUGCGUCCACCUGACCGCAUCGUACGCAUCGCACAUCUUGUUUGAGUUUCUCUCGAUAACGACAAGUGGACGCUUAGCUUAAUACUAUCUAAUACAGGGAUACACCACGUGUUCACAACUCUCGAUAAAUGCUGUAUCUAAAGCUAUAGUAUUAGAAAUAUUUAAUAUUUAUAAGUUUAGAAAAAAGAAACCUGUACUGACAUAAUUAUUAAAAAGAACUAUUUAGAAUCUUGUUAGCACCUAGGCAUUUUCAGCUGCAUUACCCAGGUAUGACUGUAACUUGCUUAUUUAGCAUCACAUAGAUACUUUAGAAAGCUCUACGAGCGUGUUUUGUUUUAUGAACAUUAAAGUACGGUGCGAUCUGCCCCACCUUCAAGUUGGAAUUAAGAAUAAGAUCUGCAUUUAUUAAAAUAUGUUAAAAGCAAAAGUAUACUCACUCCGUAGCAAAUCAAGAAAUAAAUUCAACAUAAUCAAAUAGUGCUCAACCCCAAAAAGCAACGAUCUCUUACAAAAAGAUCAUAUUAUAUUUAAUUUAUAUAUAAGUUGUAAAUAUAAACUAGUGAUAAGAUUAGACGCUUAGGUUAAAUAAAAAAUAAUUUAUUGAUUA
Messenger RNA from Helicoverpa zea (corn earworm), 2383 nucleotides. Its product is annotated as carboxypeptidase D. Gene Ontology annotation, molecular function: metallocarboxypeptidase activity; zinc ion binding. Gene Ontology annotation, cellular component: cell surface. Lineage: Eukaryota; Metazoa; Arthropoda; Insecta; Lepidoptera; Noctuidae. Gene Ontology annotation, biological process: proteolysis. The coding region runs from base 178 to 1614 and encodes 478 amino acids. The transcript has 11 exons. The record is from RefSeq and is a predicted model, not a curated record.